ACAACGCAGCAGGACAGAGACACUCCUCCUCCCAGAGAUUCAACUCCACACUGAAGAUGCAGAUCUGUGGCUGUUUGCUGUUCUCCUGCCUGCUGUUCAUCACUGUGCUGCACUGCAGUGUCAGUGGCUUCACAGUCCAACAUCAACCUCAGCACAUAGACCGGCCCGUGUCGAGGCCUCUUGCGGCUCUUCCACGUCGCCCUGGAGGACCGAAGGCAGGGGAGGAGUUAACGGCGAAGCUGCUCCGAUUGGAUGACCUGGUGAGGAUGGAGAAUGAUGUCAUGGAGCCAAAGAGGAAGAGGAGUUUCCCCGGCAACAACGCACCUCUGGACCGCCUGUCAGUCAGCUCCAUGGAAACCAAACAGGCACCAAACAAGCAGAGCAAAGUCGUGGAGUUGCCACGCCGACGAGUCAAUCCUCCUCCCAUUGACAGGAUUGGCAUGAGUCGUCUACCAAACAGCAGAGGGUAGGCCACGCCCCCUCCCUCUGACAGCCCACCCCUCUCUACAGCACCCCCUUCAGGACAGAGGACUCACCUCAGAUGCAUGAAACAGCCAAUCACCAACUGCCAGUCACCUGCUGAGACACGCCCACCACCUGCCACUCACACAUCAGUUCUCCACCUUCACUUCACCUGGUCACCAACCAACCCCCAUCCACCCCACCCCCACCCCCCACAAUGAAUAAUGAAUGUUUUUAUGAUGGUGCAUUCAGGUGCUGCUCGAUAAAUUCAUCACGUGCAGAAAAGUCAGGACCAAAGAAAAGACAGAACUAGUUUGAUCAGAGGAUUAAUGUUCAGAUGCUCAUUUAGUUUCUAUAAAAUUCUACAUUGAACUCAUAUGUUUAAAAGAAAAACUUCUGCACAAAAAUGUGACAGAAGUUUAAAUUUUACUACUUGUUUUGUAAUUUUAGAUUUCCUCCCUCGAGGUUCUUAUCAACAUAAUCAAUUCAUUCAUUUCUGUCCUGGAUAAAUAGCUCUGCUUUAAAAUGAGCCAAUUUUGGCAGCAGGGUUAGAAUUUAAAUUUAGUAAAUCUGAAUCUUAUAGGUUAGUGUUAAACAGGACUGGAUAUUUAUUCUCUGAUCACAUCAUUUUAUAAAGUUUAGACUGAAUUAUUUACGUGUUUAUCUGUUGAAGAGAAUAAUAUAGUUUGUAUUGGCACUAAAACUCAGACGUCAUGCUGCCACCAGAAUCGAAAAACAAUACCCAGCCCUGAAUCAGAAUUUCUUUUUCCUGACUUAAGUUCAAAGUCAGAUUUACAGACAUUGGUUCUCUGGCUCUUCUGUUGCAUUUAGUGCCCAGUCAGAAAAGAGUCUCCCCUGGCAGAGAUUUUAUUUGAAUAGUGACAUUCACAAAUGAACCUUUGAUUGAAACUUUCUUGCAUUCUUUUUGGGCGUCACCUGAAUGCAUCAUCACUCCCUUCCCCCCGACUCUGACCGGAGGCGUCUGUCGCCUCUACGCUCAAACCAAAAUGUAUGACACGACUUGACUUGAGUUUCUGCCUCGUAGUUUUAUUUCUCCAGCAGUGCAGCAGGUCUGUUCACAGCAGGACGACACACUGACAGAAGUUUCCACUGCACCAGAUGACAUGUACGAGAAGCUUUAUUUUACCAAGUCGCCGCCAGUAUUGAGGCCAGAGUGAAAGCACUUCAAGUGAAAGUAAAAAGAAAUUUAACUUCAGUUACACGUUGGAACUAUUUUUUGACAAACAAAGCAGUACAGAAUUUUAAUCCUGUCCAUAAACAAACAGUGGAUCCACUCGGUCAGUACAAAGCAGCCUCUGCUUCUGGUCUUUAUGCUAAGCUAGGCUAACAACACCCAGCCUCCAGUUCUGCACUCACAGCUCACCUCACUCUCAGCAUGAAAGAAUGCAAGAGCGCUUCCAAAAAUGUUUAACUAUUCCUUUAAAAAAGAAAGUCUGGUCAGACCUUUACUGAGAGCGAUGUUUCCUCAGUAAACAGGUUCAUAUAAAGUUUUAUGUAAUUUCUUUUAAAUGGACUAAAACGUGAAAAACCAUCAGAAUACUCCUUUAAAAACAACAGGCGCCUGCAUGUUUCUUGUGAAUAACAACUUCCUGUCAGCAGCCUUCACCUCAGCUGGUUCAGGUUCAUACAAGUGCUGUAUCAGCACAACAUUACUGUAUGACGAGAACCAUAAAGGAGAGAUUUACAGGCCGAAUGCGGCUGAACAGGCCGGUGCGACACACUGGUGCAGUGGAAAAGGAUUUGACUUUGUUCCUGUCUACGUUCAGUCCUGUUCACUGAUUCUCUUUUUAAAUGCUUCUUACUGCCUUAAGUUUAUCUGUGCAUAA
Molecule: messenger RNA, 2309 nt
Organism: Toxotes jaculatrix (banded archerfish)
Lineage: Eukaryota; Metazoa; Chordata; Actinopteri; Toxotidae
Gene: ostn
Product: osteocrin
Exons: 5
Coding region: 57-470 (137 amino acids)
Biological process (GO): hormone-mediated signaling pathway
Molecular function (GO): signaling receptor binding
Source: RefSeq, a predicted model, not a curated record